UUCUGCUUUUUCCUGCCGAACUUUAUAGAAACCGCGGCACAAAGAAACCGGAAGGGGAGGAUCUAUUGGGCGGAAGUGGCCGUUUCCACCAAUAGCAGCAGCCUCCCCGGCUUUAGCGGGGGAUUCGGUCCAUCUGUGGGGAGACCUGUUCGCGGGAAAGAAGAAGAGCAGCAGAAACCGCCAGCUAAAGAUCUGAUAAUUUCCUCAGAGGUACAAAGAGAUAUUUUCAACCUGCUGUAGAGUCGGGAUGUUGUUCCGCUCGAUCGUGGACAGAGGAGUGGGCCGACGGAGACAGAACGCCCUCCCUGCAGAUCCGUGGUCCAGGUAUCCUCUGAGCUCUCUGCUGGAGGGCUACCAGUGCGUCCGACAUGAUGAGCACAUCUCCUACGGGAACCUUGGGACAACUGUGCCACCGUUUGGAUUAGCGUUCUCCUCUGCAGGAGCUCUACAGAACGUCCUCGCUGCAGCUAAUGAAGAAGGCAUUGUGAGGAUCUACAACACAGAGAGCCGUGACAGCCCACUUCUGAAAGAAUGGCUGGCUCACGAGAACGCCGUCUUCGACAUCGCCUGGGUUCCUGGGGAGCCUCAGUUAGUGACUGCAGCAGGCGACCAAACCGCCAGGCUGUGGGACGUGAAGACCGGGGAGCUGCUGGGAAGCUUCAAGGGUCAUCUCUGCAGCCUCAAGUCUGUCGCUUUCGCCCCACAGGAGAAAGCUGUUUUCUCCACUGGGGCCAGAGAUGGAAAUAUUAUGGUCUGGGACACCAGGUGCAGCAAAAAAGACGGUUGCUACAGACAGGUGAGACAGAUCAGCGGUGCUCACAACAAAGCAGAGACAAACCCUCCCUCAAAGACAAAGAAGAAGCGCAGCAACAUGCGUGGCAUGGCUCCCAGCGUGGACAACAAGCAGAGUGUCACGGUGGUUUUGUUCCGUGAUGAGCAAACCCUCAUCUCUUCGGGGGCCGUCGAUGGAGUCGUCAAGAUGUGGGAUCUGAGGAAGACCUACACCGCCCACCAUCAGGACCCUGCACCGCUGCAGACGUACCCGUACCCCGGCUCCUGCAUGCGCAUGCGACUGGGUUAUUCCGGACUCGUUCUGGACUCGUCAAGAUCCAACGUCAUGUGUAACUGCACGGACGACAGCAUCUACAUGUUCAAUGUCUGCGGAGUAAAAACCUCUCCAGUGGCAGUCUUCAGUGGCCACCAGAACUCCUCGUUUUAUGUCAAGUCUACUAUCAGCCCUGAUGAGCAAUUCUUAGCCAGUGGAUCAAGCGACAACCACACAUACAUCUGGAAGAUCUCCGAUCCUCAACAUCCUCCCAUGAUGCUUCAGGGCCACAGUGAGGAGGUCACAUCUGUUGUGUGGUGUCCAACAGACUUCACUAAGAUCGCUUCCUGUUCUGAUGAUCACACUAUACGGAUCUGGCGGCUUCACCGGGACAUAGAUGGAGCAGAAUCAUCAGUGGGAGAAGCUAACAGAGUAGGAUGGGCUCAUCCAGUGUCUGCCUCAAGGCCUUCAGUCAGGGCUGAGACGACCCCCGCUAAGACCCAGAGGACGGAGGGUUUUGGUGGCUUAUCCUCACCCCAGCUUGCUGCCUGCCCUCCCAGUGGAGCUGCCCUGCCUUUUCCUUCCAGCACCUCGUCGCCCGUCCACUCUAAGGAUGCCAAGGCGGCCGCUGCUCAGCAGAGAACACCUCUGUCCAUCAAACAGUGGUUAUCCCCGAUCCACGGAUCUCCCAGUCAGCACCGCCGGGUGCCGACCCUGUGUCCCCAGAGCCCAGCGAGCAGCACCUCUCCCACAGAACGACGGGCCAAACGGAGGCUGGAAACCAGCGACAGUUCGUCUGCAAGCUGCGAGGGCACCCAACAGUGUCGCUGCGUCGCUGAACUUUACCCUGAAGCCAAGAGAAGCUGCCUCCUGGCUGGUGUCUGCUGCCCUGCCCAGGAGAGCUCAGGACAAACAGACUGCCACACGGAGGACAGCAAACAGGCUUCCUCUGCAUGGACUGGCAAGGAGAACUGUUCUCCCAGAGGAGUCAACUGGUUGUCAGAGAUGGGCCAAAAGAUGAAGAAAUGUCAUGGAAGCCCCAGUACCUCCAGAAGCCCCAGCAGCUCGAAGAAGCAAGAAAGGAAGACACCAGCUUCACCAACCAUCCACUCAGCACAAACCAUGAAGAAAAUCUCCAUGUAUUUUACAAAAAGGCCUCUGGAGUGAGUCACUUGAAUCAAUUAAAUGCUUCUGUUUAAGAUGCUGUGUUUUUAUUUGGGAUAUUUUUAAGUGGGACCCUCAGACGAUAAGCCUCUAAGAGCUGAUUUAUAACCAAAUGACAGGCGCACAUGAACCUCAGCUGCAUCAAGAAGGACUUAACAGCCAUUCUGAAUAUUUGAUGCUGUAGUUUUGACAUUUAAUGACCACAUUUUUUUUUUUGUUAAAUAAUUGCCUCAUAGGUUUUGCAGUCACCUUCUGCACAAUUUUCUGGUGCUGUGCACAAUUUCUAUCUGAGAGGAAAUCUUUCAAUUUAUUUCUCAGAACUUUAUAAAAUGCUUCAGCAUUUAACACAAAAGCACUCAUUAUAUACAUUGUUCAUGAGGCUGACUUGCUGUAAAUCCUCCAGUGUAAAGAAAAAUAUUCUGCUAAAAAAUGAUUUGGUGAACAUGUUUGAACCCUUUUAUGAACGUCACUAAUAUGAAACGGGGAGCCACUCAGACCAUUUCAUUUUGUAAGCAAAGUCAUUUAUAUCUUUAUCUCUUUAUCUGUUUGGGGGCUUUUUUAUGUCAGUGUUACACAAACAAUUUGUCUGUUUUUUUGUUUGUUUUUUACUUUUUUUUUUCUUGAGGAGAUGCUUAAAUUGUUUAUAUGUCCAAAAUAACCACUGAAUGAUUUAUUUGUAUUUAAAUGGCACACCUUUGUUGUGGUCAAAUGCUAUUAAAUUUAACAUAGUUUUCA
This is a messenger RNA of Acanthochromis polyacanthus (spiny chromis), 2944 nucleotides long. It is a transcript of the gene dtl, whose product is annotated as denticleless E3 ubiquitin protein ligase homolog (Drosophila). Gene Ontology annotation, biological process: mitotic G2 DNA damage checkpoint signaling; proteasome-mediated ubiquitin-dependent protein catabolic process. Gene Ontology annotation, cellular component: nucleus. NCBI's taxonomy places the organism in Eukaryota, Metazoa, Chordata, Actinopteri, Pomacentridae. The record is from RefSeq and is a predicted model, not a curated record. The coding region runs from base 248 to 2212 and encodes 654 amino acids. The transcript is spliced from 15 exons. Gene Ontology annotation, molecular function: protein-macromolecule adaptor activity; protein binding.